CUCCAGGAGGGUUGCGUGGGGAGAGAGCGUUCUGGAAGGGGCACACCCCUGGGCAGGGGAGGAUAAAACCCGAACUGCUCCCCGGAUCCAGCCCAGCACAGCUCCAACCCCUGCACCCAGCGGAGCCGCAGAAGCACCGGGAGCACACGCACACACCGGGAGCACACACCGGGAGCACACGCACACACCGGGAGCACACUCCAGGAGCACACAGAGAUGCUUUGCCGCCUGCACUUCAUGCCUCCCACCUCCAGCUCCCUAUUCCCGUGGCUGGGACCCGUCCGCACCCUCUGGCCACAUCCAGGCACCCUCUUCGCCGAGCUGGAGCGAGAGCUGAGGCUGGAGAUGGAGAGGGCACGGGAGUUCAUGAGCAGCUUCGAGCAGUUCCUCACCAGUGGGAGCAGCUCCAGCCGGAUGGGGAUCACCUCCGAGAGAGCCCCGAGCACCAGCGCGGCCCUGACCCAAAGCUCCGGGGAAGGUUUCUCCGUCUGCCAGGACGUGAAGGACUUCACUCCCGAGCAGCUGUCGGUGAAGGUGGUGGGCAGGAAGGUGGUGUUGGUGGGGCAGAAGGAGACGCAGAGCACGGACGACAAGGGCUCCUUCUCCUACAAGUAUGAAGUGCUGAAGAGGGAGUGGGACGUGCCCGAGGAGGUGGACGCCGAGGCUCUGACGUGCUCCCUGUCCAAGGAGGGGCAGCUGCGCAUCGAAGCCCCCCGGCUGGCCCUGCCGGCCGCCCCUGAGAGGAACGUGCCCAUCCAGAUGGGGCCGGCGGUGGAGCAGCCCGCAGCCAGCAACGACGACGGAGCCGAGCGGGCCAAGGCGUGACGGGGAGCGGCGGCGGGGCUGGGCUGAGCCCGGCUGUCGGGGCAGCUGCUUGGCCGCAGAGCCAGAGCCAGAAUUCACCAGGGUUUGCGUGACAGCCCGGUGUGAGGAGGGGGU
Calidris pugnax (ruff) is the source of this 939-nucleotide messenger RNA. RefSeq names its product heat shock protein 30C-like. NCBI's taxonomy places the organism in Eukaryota, Metazoa, Chordata, Aves, Charadriiformes, Scolopacidae. The transcript has 2 exons. Gene Ontology annotation, molecular function: protein folding chaperone. Bases 217 to 825 code for a protein of 202 amino acids. Gene Ontology annotation, biological process: response to heat; protein refolding. The record is from RefSeq and is a predicted model, not a curated record.